AUGCACAGUCGCUCAGACGUGACGGAAUGGCUGAGGAUUCGUCGGCAUAUCGAGCUAUUUACCAUGCUGCUGCCUGUUCACAUGAGCGGUGACGAGACCGACGGCGUGAAGAGGAUUCCAUCGACGUGGCGCAUUGUCAUUGCGCGAUGGCAGAGCGAAGCGUUGCGCCAGUUCUUCUGGGCGUUGGAUGCCAUCUAUCGCAAGCACUGGGCCAAGCCAAUCGGAGACUGUGCCACACCCGGGAACCCUCCCAGGUUGCGCGUAUUGACGCCGAAGAGCCGUAAAGAGGAUGGUGUCGCUCCUUGUGGGCUGUGGCGAAACUGCUACGACCCCGAGUGGCUAGCUGGCCUUUUCCCUCAUGUUCGGGAUUCGCUCAACAUCAUCGACGAGGACUACAACUUUUCUCUGAACGCUUAA
Messenger RNA from Epithele typhae, 417 nucleotides. RefSeq lists its product as uncharacterized. The record is from RefSeq and is a predicted model, not a curated record. The coding region runs from base 1 to 417 and encodes 138 amino acids. The transcript has a single exon. Lineage: Eukaryota; Fungi; Basidiomycota; Agaricomycetes; Polyporales; Epitheliaceae.